AAGAGAAGGCUUGCGUGGUGGGGGGGGGGGGGUUGGAGGUUGGAAUGAGACGUGAUUUAAUUAGAUAUCGACUGACUCAUUUUUGGGGAGGAAGCGAGUUUGAGUUUAAUUGAAGCUUGUGUGAAUGUUUGUACCCUUGGCUGGCUGUGAUGCGAAGCCUUGGUAAAGGGCGUUGGUGAGCCGCCAGGGCUGUGUCAAGUGGCCGUCCUGUUCUCGGGGAAAUGCCCCAGUGUGCAGCCCCGUCGGGAUCAGUCAAAAGAAACACCGACCCCUCCGGGUAGCAGUGGGCUCGAAUCCCCAACGUGCUCGGGGCGCCCAUUAGCCAACACGACUGCUUUGUAUUAAACAGAGAACUGGGAUGCUGAUCUUUUGUUGAACUCUUCUAUCGGAGACAAGUGCGUGCAUCAGUUGGGAUGGAUGUGUUUGCAGCCAAGCCUUGCCAGGAGGUAAGAGAAGCAAAGGCAGACCAGCUUCAGGAAUGUGCACCCCGUCCUCGUGCGCUGGAGAUGUGUGCCCCGCACAUGUCCUUCACUGAAGAAACCAUGUCCCUGCUCACCACCAGCAGCCUCUUGGCCAGAUCCCUGCUGGGCACGAGGCAGGUCAAGCCUAAAGAUACCAGUUCCAUCAACCGGAGGAAACGAGAGUUCAUCCCAGAGGAAAAAAAAGACAGCAACUACUGGGACAAGCGCAAGAAGAACAAUGAGGCAGCCAAGAGAUCCCGCGAGAAGCGGCGGGUCAACGACAUGGUCCUCGAGCAGAGGGUCAUCGCCCUCCUGGAAGAAAAUGCCAGGCUGAAGGCCGAACUCUUGGCUUUGAAGUUCAGAUUUGGUCUCAUAAAGGACCCUUCAGAGACCCCAGCCACCCAAAGUAACCCACCGCCUCUCUGCUGCAUGACUGGCAUCCAGACUCCUUUUGUGGCCAGGUCUGAGAAUGGUUGUGUCACACAUCCUGUGGACAAUAAGAGUUUCCCACCUAAUAAACAGCCGUUAGGGGCUUCUCUUGGGCCAGAACCACAGGAAUCCUGUGUGGUAUCUGAGGACUCUGGUAUCUCUACUCCAGGAAGUUCCAGCAUUGGAAGCCCUGUCUUUUUCGAUGACCACCUGAGUGACCAAGGCAAAUUCUCCCCAAACCACGAGGACCACUUUGAAGGCCAACUGUCUUCCAGUAGUGACGUAGAGGUGGACCUCUCCAGGAUAGGCUCCAGUGAGAAUGUAAAGCCAGCCAGAUCCCAAGAACUAAUGGAGAUGGUGAAAUGUUUGCCCCAUAAACUUCGGUUUAAGAUAGGGGCCGGGGUGGAAGAGAGCACUGAGGUUGAUGUGAGGCUAAAGGUUUUUCAGAUGGCAGCGGGUAAUUCCACCAUCAGAACUGUUCCCGAACAGCCAGCUGGUCAGGUUAGGGAUCAACUGCAAGGAUGUUACACCAACACUUUGCCUCACUCUGACAGGGAGUCUGGGCCUGACUUGCCUUCACCUGCUUGGAGAGCUCACGUUGGAUUCUUACCAGGUGAGAACAGAAGUGGACUGAACCGCAGGUACUUUCAGGAAGUUGCCCAGGUCAGUGGCCAAGCAGUCUCAGACAACCCAAAGAACCCUCCGAAGGAGGACUCCAAAUCCGAAAAUAGCAUCCUCAGGAAUCAGCUUGCUUCACUCUCUGCCGAGGUCGCUCAGCUCAAGAAGAUGUUUUCUCAACAGAGGUGUUCCAGUUUCAAUUAAAAUGUGUCCUUGUCGGUAUUCGUACAUUGUUAAUUUGAUUUGCCUCUUGACUUAAUAGUUAAGUUAUUUACAUAAAACUGAGUCCAUGCAAAUAUUUAUUGUCAUUGUGAAUGAAUUUAAAAUGUGUGUAAAUAUAUUUUCACUUUUUUUUAAUCAGC
This is a messenger RNA of Pristis pectinata (smalltooth sawfish), 1870 nucleotides long. It is a transcript of the gene nfil3-6, whose product is annotated as nuclear factor, interleukin 3 regulated, member 6. NCBI's taxonomy places the organism in Eukaryota, Metazoa, Chordata, Chondrichthyes, Rhinopristiformes, Pristidae. The transcript has 2 exons. Gene Ontology annotation, biological process: regulation of DNA-templated transcription; circadian rhythm. The record is from RefSeq and is a predicted model, not a curated record. The coding region runs from base 414 to 1712 and encodes 432 amino acids. Gene Ontology annotation, cellular component: nucleus. Gene Ontology annotation, molecular function: DNA binding; DNA-binding transcription factor activity.